This is a messenger RNA of Sporothrix brasiliensis 5110, 2421 nucleotides long. RefSeq names its product aconitate hydratase 1. The transcript is spliced from 2 exons. The record is from RefSeq and is a predicted model, not a curated record. NCBI's taxonomy places the organism in Eukaryota, Fungi, Ascomycota, Sordariomycetes, Ophiostomatales, Ophiostomataceae. Bases 1 to 2421 code for a protein of 806 amino acids. Gene Ontology annotation, cellular component: mitochondrion; cytosol. Gene Ontology annotation, molecular function: 4 iron, 4 sulfur cluster binding; aconitate hydratase activity. Gene Ontology annotation, biological process: tricarboxylic acid cycle.
AUGGGGCCUAUUGCGCUUGCUAGCCGUUCCGGCGCGCUGGCCAGGCCCUUACGCCGCGCCCUGCCCUCGGCUGCCCGUCGCCUCUUCUCGACUGUCAACGAUGCCGCCCCCCUGCCCCCUGUCUACGAGCGCCUCUACAACAAGUAUGCCACCGUGCGGCGUGUGCUGGGCGCCGAGCGCCGGCUGACGCUCGCCGAGAAGAUCCUGUACAGCCACCUGGACGAUGUCGAGACGAACCUGCUCACGGACACGAACAAUGGCCGCUCCAUUCGCGGCACCGCCAACCUGCAGCUCAAGCCCGACCGUGUCAAUAUGCAGGACGCCUCUGCACAGAUGGCGCUGCUACAGUUCAUGGCUUGCAACCUGCCACAGACGGCCAUCCCCGCCAGCAUCCACUGCGACCAUCUGAUUGUCGGCGAGAAGGGUGCCGAGGCCGACCUGGAGGCCGGCAUCGACACCAACGGCGAGGUGUUUGCGUUCCUCGAGUCGGCGGCGCGCAAGUACGGAAUUGACUUUUGGCCGCCCGGCGCGGGCAUCAUCCACCAGACUGUGCUCGAGAACUACGCCAUCCCCGGUCUCAUGAUGCUCGGCACCGACAGCCACACGCCCAACGCCGGCGGUCUCUGCACGGUGGCCAUUGGUGUCGGCGGUGCCGACGCCGUCGAGGCGCUGGUGGGCGCCCCCUGGGAGCUCAAGGCUCCCCGUAUCCUGGGCGUGCGGCUGACGGGUCAGCUUAGCGGCUGGGUGUCGCCCAAGGACGUCAUCCUGCACCUGGCGGGCCGCCUGACGGUGCGUGGCGGUACCGGUUUUAUUAUCGAGUACGCCGGACCUGGCGUGCAGACGCUGAGCUGCACGGGCAUGGCCACGAUGGCCAACAUGGGCGCCGAGGUCGGUGCCACGACGUCCGUGUUCCCGUACACCGAGGCAUCUGCGCGCUACCUGGUGUCGACGCGGCGGGACCAGGCCGCACAGGACGCUGCACGGUUCCAGCAGUUCCGCGGCACGCAGGCGCCGGCGGCCAACGACAAGAACGCCGUGUUCGAGUUCUCCGCCGACGAGGGUGCCGAGUACGACGAGCUGAUUGAGAUCAACCUGUCGGAGCUCGAGCCGCACAUCAACGGGCCCUUCACGCCCGAUCUGUCGAUCCCGCUGUCCGAGUUCCGCCAGACGGUCGAGCAGGAGGCGUGGCCCCAAAAGCUCUCAGCUGGCCUGAUUGGCAGCUGCACCAACAGCUCGUACGAGGACAUGACGCGUGUCGAGAGCCUGCUCAAGGCGGCGGCGUCGGCGGGCCUGCAGCCCGUGUCGGACUUUUACGUGACGCCCGGCAGCGAGCAGAUCCGGGCGACGCUCGAGCGCGACGGCACACUGGAGACAAUCGACAAGGCGGGCGGCGUGCUGCUGUCCAACGCGUGCGGCCCCUGCAUCGGCCAGUGGAAGCGCCGCGACGGUGUCGAGAAGGGCACCUCGAACGCCAUCUUCACGUCGUACAACCGCAACUUCCGCGGCCGCAACGACGGCAACCUGGAGACGAUGAACUUCCUUGCGUCGCCCGAGAUCGUUACAGCGCUUGCGUUUGCCGGCUCGACGACGUUCAACCCGCUGACGGACCCCAUCCCCACUCCCGAUGGCGGCGAGUUCCGCUUCCCGGCCCCGCACGGCCUGGAGGGCCCGCCGAAGCCGUUUGACGAGGGUCGCGCGGCGUUUGCGGCGCUGGUGCAGCAGCCCGAUGCGUCGGUGGAGGUGGCCAUCUCCAAGACGUCGGAGCGCUUGGCCAUUCUGGAGCCGUUUGAGCCGUUCCCGAACCAGGACCUCGAGGGCCUGCGUGUGCUGGUCAAGGUGCAGGGCAAGUGCACAACGGAUACGAUUUCGGCGGCAGGGCCCUGGCUCAAGUACAAGGGCCACUUGCCCAACAUCAGCGCCAACACGCUCAAUACGGCCGUCAACGCGGCGACGGGCGAGGUCAACGUGGCCUACGAUCUGGACGGCAGCAAGUCGACGAUCCCCGAGUUGGCGCAGCAGUGGCGCGAGCGCGGCCAGCCGUGGCUGGUCGUUGCCGAACACAACUACGGCGAGGGCAGCGCGCGCGAGCACGCGGCGCUGCAGCCGCGGUACCUGGGCGCGCGCAUUGUCGUGACCAAGUCGUUUGCGCGCAUCCACGAGACGAACCUCAAGAAGCAGGGCGUGGUGCCGCUGACGUUUGCCAACGAGGCCGACUACGACCGCAUCGAGGCGGGCGACGUGGUGGCGACGGUCGGCCUGUACGACAUGCUGCAGGCGCGUGGCCAGGGCGAGGUGCAGCUCAAGGUGACCAAGGCGUCGUCGGGCGAGGAGUUUGUGGUGCCGGUGAAGCACACCGUGAGCAAGGACCAGGCCGGCUUUAUCCUGGCCGGCAGUGCGCUGAACAUGCUGUCGCAGCGGUAA